AUGGCCAAGAAGGACGCACGACGCACCUGGGCCGAGCACUUCCUGUACAUGGUCGCCGUCAGCGAGGCACGCGGUGGUGCCGACUCGCUUAUUCUUGAUAACAUCGUCCACCACGCUUCGCCGGAGCUGGCGAACGUGAUGCGCUCCAAGUAUGAGCCCACUCGACUCGACUACCUGCGCCAUGCUAAGGAGCUGGCGCACUUCGCGCAGUCCAUUGAGCACGGAAGCAGCGCGGUGGGUCGUGAGGUCGUCGCCGCGCACGUGGAAGGCAAACUUAAGGGGGCGAUCACGUGCUACCGAUGUGGGCGACCAGGCCACAUCGCAGCCGACUGUCGCACGCGAGUCUUACACGAAGACGAGACACCCGCGGAGAGUGGAGGCGCCAGCAUGAUCCUUGCACUGACCGAAAAGCGCAGAGCGACCACGAAGAAGCGCAACAGGAGAAAGAAGGGCUCGCGCGGCAGGGACGCCGCAGCGACCAAUGUAAGCGAUGGGGCGCGAGCCAUAGACGACUCAUGCGGCUUCGUGCUUACGACGAGCGACGGAGUAAGAGCCACGGACGGCACGCGCGGCCUCGUACUUGCGGCGACCGAGGGGACUGUACCUCGAUAG
Molecule: messenger RNA, 612 nt
Organism: Peronospora matthiolae
Lineage: Eukaryota; Oomycota; Peronosporomycetes; Peronosporales; Peronosporaceae
Source: the annotation of a GenBank genome assembly